ACCUGCAUAUGUUCUAAAACAAUGUGCAGAUGCUUUAUGUUCUCCACUAACUAACAUCCUAAAUGCCUCUUUCUCCAAAAAUGUACCUGAUGCAUGGAAAGGCAUUAAAAUAGUCCCUGUCCCUAAACCUGGAAAUAGCAAAACCGUAAAGUUCAGACCCAUUGCCAUCACUUUCCCGUUUCUAAAGCUUAUCGAAACACUAGUACUUCUUAAACUUGAACCCUCCCUUAAAAGCUUUGAAGACCCCAAACAAUUUGCCCUAUAGACAGGGUAGGAGCACUUUAGACGCUGCAGCCGUCUUACACAACAGUAUCGUCUCAUCAUUAGAUUAAGGUGCCAAAUACGUCUGCUGCACGUUUCUCGACUUCACUUCUGCUUUCGACUCUGUACCUAGAUGUCUCUUGCUAAAUAAGCUCUCGAUGACAAAAAUUGAGUCCUGGGUCACUAACUGGCUGCAUUCCUACUUCUCCAACAGAAAGCAGUACACCGUAUACAGAGGCGAAUCCUCCUCUGCUGCGCUCACUGAAGCUGGUGUCCCCCAAGGUGCUGUACUCUCCCCACUUCUCUUUUCUUUCUUUCUACAUGACUUACCAUCUUCAAAUGACAUUACUUUUGUCAAAUAUGCUGACGACCUGACAGUAUCUUUGCCUAUCAAAUGUCAAAGUGACUGCUCUGAACUUGAUGGCUUUCUGUCAGAAAUCAGCCAGUGGUCCAAGGAAAACGGUCUUACCCUAAAGCCCUCCAAAUGCCAAACAGUCAAUUUCACCUUUAGGCAUAAAUCCGACCUAAACAAACUGGUUGGCUCUCACGAGGUAUGCAACAUAGACGGCACUGAAAUAGAAACCAAGUCGGAAAUUAAAUACCUAGGCGUCAUUCUAUCUGCUGAUCUCUCCUGGUCGACUCAUAUCUUGGCGAUUCCUAAGAAAAAACUCCGUCUUACCUUUUACAUCAAGAAGUUAAAACAUUCUGGUAUAACCCAACCCUCACUCCUACAAUUCGUUAACUCUCGCAUUCUGCCUAUUAUUCUCUAUUGUUCCCCCUUAGUUUUUCCCGGGCUACUGAAGAAAGAUUAUAACAUAUUACGCAGGAUGUUAAAGGUUGUCAGCAGGGUAAGCAACGUGCCACUUAACCAGCUUGUUAAUAUUCUGGUCGACAGGCACAUGGACUCAUGUGAAAAAUGGGCCAAAACCAUUUUAUCUAACUCACACCACCCUCUUCACUCACAACUCUCCCCUCGCAUCUCAUCAGGUAAAACAAGAAGCCUAUAUAGAAAACUAUAUGCUCGCACCAGCAAGUACAAAAACUCAACCAUACCCUACUUAGCUCGUGUUCUGUGUGAUAAAGAAAGCAUUAGGCGUGACACCUAUAAUUCAAUAAAUAGUCAGUAGUACAACUGGACCUCGUCUUUCCAACUCAUAUCAUUUGUAGGUACAACAUUUUCUUUCUUUCUUUUCCUUUUCUCUCUCUCUUUUUUUCCGUUAUGUGCUGCUUUGUUUCUUUCUCUGGCUUACGCCAGUAAAAAUGACAGCACCUACUUUUCUAACACCUUCAAACACUGUUCACCUUUACCUUUGCUACCAACAUGCCAAUAUGUUAUUGUCAUAAUGAACCGAGAUUUCCUUAAUCUAUGUAGAAUUCUAUUUAUUGAUAAUGUACUAACUGGAUGCAAUACUGUAGUAAAAAAUGCUGAGAAUUCCAUUCUGUAUCACAAGUACUGUUUAUGGAAUAAAGCAAAUUAUUGUUAUUAUUAUUAAAACACACGAAUUUAAGACCGAGUUGAUGACUUCAUCAAAAAGAAUUUUUUUCCUUGUACCCGUCUUUUUGGUUCAGUACAGGAUGAAAACAUGCUUGUAUUGGUGAGUGUAAUUGAAUAAAAACGGAGUCGAAUUAGUUAGUUAGUUGGUUGGUUAUAUUUCUGUCAGAUAUUACUUUAAUGAAUACAUACUUGAGUUUAUGAUAUCUGAUGUUGUUGGUGAAUGCUUUACUCUGUGGACUUAAGUUUCGUGGUUGUUGUUAUUGUUGUGGUCUAUGAGGGGAUAUAAACCCCUGUUACAUUGUAUUACAGUCAAGAAUAUUUCGGCUGACCUGUUGUAAUUCACAUCGUCUUGUCGCAGCUUGAUUGGCAGUUGUUGAGUGAGUGUUUUGUCGACUAUGUUCAGUUCACCGGCUAGGAUUGGAUGUCAUGGGGUUAAAUAGACUGUUGGACCUCAAUCCUCUCCGGUGGGACUGAUCACUCUGAAGUGACUAGUCAGUUUGCAAAACUUCAUUUCCAUCUUGAUUUACUAUUUCCACUCCGACAGUUGAUUACAAUUUCUCGUUUUUUUUCUUUGCUUCUCUCUUCUUUGUUUUCUGUUGACUACGACGACAUCAGAAACCAUCUGUUGGUUCUGAACGA
Trichobilharzia szidati is the source of this 2395-nucleotide messenger RNA. The record is from the annotation of a GenBank genome assembly. Lineage: Eukaryota; Metazoa; Platyhelminthes; Trematoda; Strigeidida; Schistosomatidae.